GAGAGAGAGUGUGUGUUUGUAUUUGUGACAAUCGGAUGUGUCACUUUCUCCCGCCAAUUUACUCUACCGUUUAUUUACGUUUUCAAGAAUACCAGACAACAUUGGAAUUAAUGAAUAUUUUUCUCAUAUACAUCAUCAAUUUUCAUCAUCUUUUAAAGACUAAAGGAAGAUGUACAGAACAUAUAUAACCAUGUUAUAUAAACCUGUUUUAAAGAUACUGUGAAAUACUUCUUCUCACAGAGAUUAUUGGCAAAAUUUCUUUACUUCCAUGUCUAAAAUGUGUGCAAGAUGAUUUGGGUUUGUACUUAAAUUUGGCAUGCAAAAGCACUUCUUGCAUCUUCAGAUAUUAAGAUUGCAGUUGGUGGAAUCAUCAUCACCUUCAUUAUCAUUUAACGUUCGUUUUCCACACUGGCAUAGGUUGGAUGGUUUGACAGACUCUAGCAAGCCAGAAGACUGCACCAGGUUUCACUGUCUGUUUUGACAUGGUUUUUUACGGUUGGAUGCCUUUCCUAACACCAACCACCUUACAGAGUGGUGUAUAGCAGAAGAUUUGUUUGGAAUAUAAUGUGAGAUGAAGUAAAACAUCUGUAAAUUGUGAUAGGAGACGAGAAAUUAUGGAAAAAAGUGAAAACAUUAUAAAUUGUAAAACAGAGACUCAAAGGAAUGAUUUUCUUGAUGAAAUGGCAAAAGAUAAAAGAAAAAAAUCACAUCCCUGUGAUAUCUGUAACAAGCCAUUCACUAGAAAAGACAGCCUUGCUAUACACAAACGUAUUCAUGCAGGAGAGAAGUCUUAUCACUGUGAUAUUUGUGGUAAAUCAUUCUAUCGAAAUGAUCAAUUAACUACUCACAAACGUAUUCAUACUGGAGAGAAACCAUAUCACUGUGACAUCUGUGGUAAAUCUUUCUCUGAAGGAACUCACUUAGCUGUACACAUACGCAUUCAUACAGGAGAGAAGCCAUUUCCCUGUAAUAUCUGUGGUAAAUUAUUUAAUGUAAGUAGUAACUUAACUACUCACAAACGUAUUCAUACUGAAGAGAAGCCAUAUGAGUGUAAUGUCUGUGGUAAAUCAUUCUCUAAUGGAAGUAUUUUAACUAAACAUAAAUACGUCCAUGCAGGAGAAAAACCUUAUCAUUGUGAUAUCUGUGGUAAAGCUUUCUCCCAGACAUUUAACUUAGCAAUUCAUAUACGUGUUCAUACUGGAGAGAAACCAUAUCAUUGUGAUAUCUGUGGUAGAUCCUUCUCACGAAGUCAUCACUUAACUACUCAUCAACGUAUUCAUUCAGGAGAAAAACCAUAUCUUUGUGAUAUCUGUGGUAAAUCAUUUUCACAAAGAGCACACUUAACUAAACACAAGUAUAUUCAUACGGAAGAGAAACCGUGUAACUGAUAUCUGUGGUAAAUCAUUCUCUCAAUAUCAGACAGUUAACUUCUCAUGUAUGUGUUCGUACAGAAGAAUAACUACAGCAAUAUCAACUCUCGUUCUUUGUAAGAGUUUCCUUACAUAACAAUAAAUGUAUUCACACAAGAAUUAAAUGAAAACAGUAUGACAAUGACCUUCUAACAGUAUUUCUAUAUUGGUGUCAUAGCUAAGCAUUCUGAUGUCUUUAAUAAAAAAGAGUCUUUCAGAAUAUUCAUCUGUGUAGUUCAUUUGACUUAUAUCCAGCAAGAAGAAAAGGUACUGUUAUUUGACAGAGUGGAUAAAUAGAUGAGAAAUAUAUUUUUGUAUAUCAGUGAUAACAUCACAUUCCAUUAUUGUUAGCAAUAUAUACACAACCAUAAGAGAAUAUAUUUCAUCAUAACAUUUUUUUUUCCUGCUUUAGCAGAUUCCCAUGGCUCUGUCGCAAUCCAAUUCCAUUAUUAUGAAUUUGAAUUGGGAACUUCAGUCAGUGAAUCCUUCAUUAGCUGAUUCAACAACCACGGAUGCUGCCCUUAUAGAUGUGUUGCAGUUACUCUCUUGAUAGAGCUUGCAUUC
This is a messenger RNA of Octopus bimaculoides (California two-spot octopus), 1973 nucleotides long. RefSeq lists its product as uncharacterized. Gene Ontology annotation, molecular function: DNA-binding transcription factor activity, RNA polymerase II-specific. The record is from RefSeq and is a predicted model, not a curated record. Gene Ontology annotation, cellular component: nucleus. Gene Ontology annotation, biological process: regulation of transcription by RNA polymerase II. Lineage: Eukaryota; Metazoa; Mollusca; Cephalopoda; Octopoda; Octopodidae.